Nematolebias whitei (Rio pearlfish) is the source of this 1400-nucleotide messenger RNA. RefSeq names its product ubiquitin carboxyl-terminal hydrolase L5 (gene uchl5). The record is from RefSeq and is a predicted model, not a curated record. The coding region runs from base 107 to 1096 and encodes 329 amino acids. Lineage: Eukaryota; Metazoa; Chordata; Actinopteri; Cyprinodontiformes; Rivulidae. The transcript has 11 exons. Gene Ontology annotation, molecular function: proteasome binding; cysteine-type deubiquitinase activity. Gene Ontology annotation, biological process: protein deubiquitination; ubiquitin-dependent protein catabolic process. Gene Ontology annotation, cellular component: cytoplasm; Ino80 complex.
UAGCCGUGACGUCAUUACAGCGCAGCCUGGCUAACGAGAACGCUUAAGCUAUUAGCAUUAUUUGAUAAAUAUAUGUGUACAGCUGUGGUUAUUUAUACCGUGAAGAAUGUCUGGAAGUGCAGGAGAGUGGUGUUUGAUGGAGAGUGACCCUGGGGUGUUUACAGAGCUCAUAAAGGGUUUCGGUUGCAGAGGAGCCCAGGUUGAAGAGAUCUGGAGUAUGGAGCCAGAGAACUUUGAGAACUUGAAGCCAGUUCACGGGUUGAUUUUUCUCUUCAAGUGGCAGCCGGGGGAAGAGCCAGCAGGAUCAAUUGUCCAGGAUUCAAGGCUUGACGACAUUUUCUUUGCCAAACAGGUCAUAAACAACGCUUGUGCCACCCAGGCGAUCGUCAGUGUUCUGCUCAACUGUGCUCAUCCCGACGUGCUGCUCGGAGACACACUGACAGAGUUUAGCGAGUUUUCACAGAGUUUUGAUGCAGCUAUGAAAGGUUUGGCUCUCAGCAACUCCGAAGUGAUUCGACAAGUUCACAACAGCUUUGCGAGACAGCAGAUGUUUGAAUUUGAUGCAAAGUCAACAGCAAAGGAUGAAGAUGCGUUCCACUUUGUAAGCUACGUUCCUGUAGACGGCAGACUCUACGAGCUGGACGGACUUCGAGAAGGACCAAUUGAUUUGGGCGCGUGCAACCAGGAUGACUGGAUCAAUGCAGUUCGCCCCGUGAUCGAGAAGAGAAUACAGAAGUACAGCGAAGGAGAGAUCCGGUUCAACCUGAUGGCUAUAGUGUCCGACAGAAAGAUGAUUUAUGAGAAGAAGAUAGCGGAGCUUCAGACUCAGCUGACUGAGGAUGAGCCAAUGGACACAGACCAAAACAGCACAUUUCUCAGCUCCAUCCAGUCAGAGAUUGCAAAGUACCAGCUUCUUAUUGAAGAGGAAAAUCAGAAACUUAAAAGAUAUAAGAUUGAAAAUAUCCGACGAAAGCACAACUACCUUCCUUUUAUCAUGGAGCUACUGAAGACACUGGCUGAAUACCAGCAGUUAGUCCCUUUGGUAGAAAAGGCAAAAGAGAAACAAAGCGCCAAAAAAGCUCAGGAAGCCAAGUAAGCAUCAGAGAAGCCUGUGAUCUCACACGCACCGACCCAACAUGCAUCCAGAACCCCACAGUCACGUUUUCACCAGUGAGCCGUGUCAUUUUCCUGCGAGCGACUCUGGAAGCUCUGCAGUUCCCUGAGACUGGCUUCCUGUGAACCGUUCAUACAGAAAACAGCAGCUGUAGCUGUUGGCACAGAGACUGCCGGGCAUGAUACCGUCUUCACGUUUGUUCAUCGUCUCUAACGCACGAGUGAAGGAAAGAUGUGGUCAAACUUUGUUCCGUCUUAUUUUCAUAAUAAAAUGUUUAGAUGUUUGU